CUAUUUCCAUCCAUAGAUAGAUUCCGCUUACCCUAAGGUUGCAGAGGCUUUCAAUCUUCGUUUCCUGCACUCUUUGUUUCCCUACCAUCUUGAGAAGCAUAACAACGGAAAAAGCAUGGCUGGGGAAGCACUUCUCGGCGCUGCAUUUGGAGUGUUGCUUGACCGUUUGACUUCCAAGGAGUUCAUCAACUUCUUCCGGUGUCGAAAGCAUGACGAAAGGCUUCUCAAGAAGCUUAAGUUGAAGUUGCUUGGACUUAAUAAGGUGCUCAAUGAUGCAGAGGACAAGCAGUUCACUGAUCGAGAUGUGAAAAAAUGGCUGGAUGAGCUUAAAGAUGCCGUUUACGACGCCGAAGACUUAGUGGAUGCGAUUGCUACUGGGGCUUUGCGGUGCAAGGUGGAAGCCGAGUACCAAAGCGGCCCAAACGAGGUACAGUCUCUGAUCUCGUCCUUCACUAAAUUUUUCGACGGUAAGAUAGAGUCCAAGUUAGAGAGGAUGAUUGAAAGAUUAGAAGAUUUUACGAAAGAAAAAGACUCACUUGGUUUGAGAAAAGUUGCUGGACGGAACUGGUCCCAAACCAGGUUGUCAACAACUUCUUUGGUGGAUGAAUCUUGUGUUUACGGACGGGAGAAUGACAAGGAAGAGAUAAUGAAAUUGUUGCUGUCUGAUGGAGAAAGUAGUUACGAUGUGAUCCCGAUUGUCGGGAUGGGUGGGAUGGGCAAGACCACCCUUGCUCAACUUUUGUACAAUGAUUGCACAGUGGAUGCGCAUUUUGGUGAGAAAGCAUGGGUAUAUGUUUCUGACGUAUUUGAUGUUGAAAAAGUCACAAGAACAAUUGUCGAGGCAGUCAACGGGCGGGCUUCGGACGAAAGGGACCUAAACUCGCUUCAGGUCAAGCUGAAGGAAUCAUUGAGUGGGAAAAAGUUUCUUAUUGUCUUGGAUGAUGUUUGGAUUGAGAACUAUGCCCAUUGGGACGUCUUGAAGGCUCCUUUCAGAUCUGGAGCACACGGGAGUAAGAUCAUCGUUACGACGCGCAAUGAGAGGGUUGCAUCUAUUAUGCAAACAGUUCCUAGUCAUGGUUUGAAGGAAUUACCCGAGGAAGAUUGUUGGAAGUUGUUUUCCAGACUUGCAUUUGAGAAGGGAGACUGCAAUGCACAUCCUAUCCUUGAAAGAAUUGGCAAGGAGAUAGUGAGAAAAUGUAAAGGUUUGCCUUUGGCUGCAAAAACACUGGGUGGUCUUUUACGCUCCCAACGAGAUGUUGAAUGUUGGAAUAAUAUACUGCUAAGUGCCAUAUGGGAGUUAUCAGAGGAGAAAAGCAAUAUCCUUCCAGCAUUAGGAUUGAGCUAUCAUUAUCUCCCCUCACAUUUAAAAAGAUGUUUUGCUUACUGUUCCAUAUUUACUAAGGAUUGUGAAUUCGACAUGAAUGAAUUAGUCUCAAUUUGGAUAGCAGAAGGUUUUUUGGUGAAGCCCAAGAAUAGUAAAACAGUGGAAGAAGAAGGUUAUGAGUGCUUCCGGGAAUUGCUUUCAAGAUCAUUUUUUCAGAUAUCAAAUACGAAUAAUUCUUUGUUUGUCAUGCAUGAUCUUGUUCAUGAUUUAGCUCAAUACGUGAUGGGAGAUUUCGUUUAUAGGCUAGAGGAUGGCAAGGGUGUUGCUGAAAAGGUUCGUCAUUUCUCGUUUGUUCGACGUAGAUUUUGUAGCUUUGAGAAGUUCAAGGAAAUAAGGGAGGCUAAGUGUUUAAGAACUUUCCUAUCAUUCAAGCGUAUAGGUGAUUCAGUCGAGUUGAGCAAAAAGGUUGUGGAUGAGAUUUUGCCGAGAUUGACACGCUUACGACUGUUGUCACUGUCGGAAUAUAGGAUUAAAGAAUUGCCUUAUUCAAUUGGCGAUUUGAUACAUCUACGCUUGUUGGACCUUUCUUGCACGCAAAUCAGGGAGUUGCCGGAAUCAAUUUGUGCACUGUAUAAUUUAGAAACAUUGUUGUUAUUUGAAUGUGAUCUUCUUACAACAUUACCGGCAGAUCUUGUAAGACUGAUUUCAUUGCGUCAUCUUGAUUUAAGCGGAACCAACUUAAAAGAGAUGCCAAUGAAUAUAAGUAGGUUGAAAGAUCUCCAACAAUUAACUGUUUUUGUAGUAGGAAAGUGCACGGGUAUUAAUGAGUUGGGAGAGUUUCAUUGCCUUCGAGGAAAAAUCUCCAUCUCAGGAUUGCAAAAUGUAAAGAGUGGCCACGAAGCAUUGGAAGCAGAGAUGAGUGAGAAAAGACACCUUGAAAGGCUAGCAUUGAAAUGGUAUAGCACUACAGAGGAUUCACAGAAUGCAAGAGAUGUACUUAAACAGCUGAAGCCUCAUACAAACUUGAAGCACCUUGAGAUUAAAAACUAUGGACGCACAAGAUUUCCUACUUGGUUAGGAGAUCAAUCAUUUUGCAAUAUGGUAUCAUUAGGUUUGGAGAAUUGCAAGAAUUGCUUUUCCUUGCCCCCACUUGGUCAAAUGCCCUCUUUGAAAGAGCUUAGCAUCGAAAGGAUGCCGGGAAUAACGAGCGUGGGUUGUGAAUUUUAUGGAGAGAGUGGUUCUUUAAGAAAACCGUUUCAAUCUCUCGAGACUCUACGUUUUGAGAACAUGUCGGGGUGGGAGGACUGGUAUAUAUUAGAUGCUGGAGAGUUCUCUCGGCUUCAAAAGCUUGAGGUAAUCAAUUGUCCCAAGCUGAUCGGACACUUACCCACGAAGGUGCUUUCUUUGGUGGGACUUGAGAUAGUGAAUUGCCCAAAGCUUGUGGCUUCACUUUCAAUGUCUACUUCUAUACGCAAGCUAGUGUUGAACGAAUGCCAAGGGGUACAGUUGGAGGGGCAAAGUGUGCCUUCUGUUGAAAAACUGGAGAUUUCAGGCUUUGAAAGCUUGAAGGAAUUUGCAAGCGAGCUGGUAACACUAACAAAUCUGAAGGAGCUGACGGUAGAGAAUUGUCCAAGGCUAUAUGAGGAACUAUCUGAGGAAAUGAGCCAUUGUUACAUGUCCCUUGAAAGAUUGGAUCUGAGUUACUGCGAGAGACUCAAAUCCCUCCCACUGGGUUUAUUCCCAAAGCUUCGAUCUGUAAAAAUUUGGCAUUGUACAAAUUUUGAGACCCUAUUGAUUCCAGAUGGGAUUGAGCUCCAAAAUCUGACAUUACUUGAGUCACUUUCCAUCGGUGAUUGCAAUAAUAUGUUAUCUUUUCCUUGCGGAGGAUUACCUGCUCCAAAUCUGUCUAUUUUAUUGGUCGAUUGUUGCAAGAAACUGGAGGCUCUGCCAGAACAAAUGCACACCCUUCUCCCAUCUCUUCAGUCAUUAGUGUUACAUGAUUGUCCAAAAAUUGAGUCUUUUCCGGAAGGGGGUCUGCCCUCCAAAUUAGGUGCUCUUGAUAUCAGGAAUUGCACGAAACUUGUGGGUGGCCGAAGAGAUUGGGGUUUGCAAACACUACCCUCUCUCACAAGUUUUUCACUGUUCGGUAAAUCUGGAGAUGUGUUGGAGUCGUUCCCCGAGGAGGGGCUACUGCCCCCCACUCUUACAUUUCUUAGCUUCGAACGUCUGCUGAAUCUCAAAUCACUCAACAAAAGGGGCCUUCAACGUCUUGGUUCUCUUGACUCCAUGCUUAUUUUCGAUUGCCCUCAGCUCCAAUCCUUGCCAGAAGAGGGGCUUCCCACUUCCCUCUUUGAGCUGCAAAUUCGUGACUGCCCAUUGCUGAAACCUCAUUGCCGGAGGGAGGAAGGAGAAGACUGGCAUAAGAUUGCUCACAUCCCUUUUAUAAAAAUCGAUGGUGAAGUAAUCAGUGAAUAAGUCUAUCUAUGCUAUGUGGCUAGGGAAGACCAAAGCUUCCCACUAAGUCGAAGACCACAGCUUUCCAAUGUUCUUAUUUGCUUUUCAAGUUCCUGAGUUUGGAAGUUAGCUGACUGAUAACAAACAGCUAGAGGCAUGUACAGCUAUGGGGGUUUGAUUUCUCAUCUUUCUUCGGUUGGUGUUCUACUCAGCAUAAGCUCUUUCAAAAUCACAAAAUCUCAAUCAUGUGGCUGUUAUUUGAUAUAAGCUUACAACGAGGCUUAUAAAAGCAGGCUGAUCUUGGGUGGCCAAAAUUGUAUGAAGCGAUGGCCGUUCAUUUAGGCCGUGUUUGGAUUAUGACUUUAUGGAGGGAAGCGCACGUAUUGCCUUGGCAUUACAUGAUUGUGACCAAACCACUUUCUAGUGUGUGACAGGGAGGAAACGAAGUUAGAGAAAGAAGUACCCAAGUCUCUGGCUUUCGACAACUUUCAGUUACAAGCAGGACACGCAUACGGUGCUGGUCCAUCCAGUUUUGGCACAGUUGAGGCCCCUCAACAUUAUUACCAGGAAACAGACUAACAGUACCAUCGCAACAGCAACAAAGCAUUCCAACGGAUCCCUAUGGGGAAAAUUACUAACAGUAAUAUAGCUAUUCAUUUGGGAGAGGAUAUGGUGCUCCUGCCCCAUAUCAGCCAGCACGACAGCCUCAAAUGUUUGUGCCAUCCCAAGCACCUCAAAUUCAACAGACAGAAAUCGAAUUCUCAACUUUGAAGCUUUCCAACUCUGAUGAUUGUUUGGCAGAACUUCUGGUGUUUGCGAUUGUAAUAGCAUGAACCUGUUGUUCCUUGGUUUCACUAAAACAAUAUCUUCCUAUUUUGUCUCUCUUCCAUCAAUUUACUUUAAUGUACUUUCCAACUGUCAU
Rhododendron vialii is the source of this 4700-nucleotide messenger RNA. Its product is annotated as putative disease resistance RPP13-like protein 1. The coding region runs from base 116 to 3799 and encodes 1227 amino acids. The transcript is spliced from 6 exons. Gene Ontology annotation, molecular function: ADP binding. NCBI's taxonomy places the organism in Eukaryota, Viridiplantae, Streptophyta, Magnoliopsida, Ericales, Ericaceae. Gene Ontology annotation, biological process: defense response to other organism. The record is from RefSeq and is a predicted model, not a curated record.